AAAGAAUUGACUUCAAUAAUUAUUGUGUGUUUUCGCCUCCAUUUUGUUCAACCAUUGUGGAUUUUUUUAUNCAAUAAUUAUUGUGUGUUUUCGCCUCCAUUUUGUUCAACCAUAGUGGAUUUUUUUAGUUUUAUUAAAGAAGAUUUUACUGUAUUAGUAAACUAUGUGAUAAAAAAACACUCUUAUGUCGAAGCUGAUGUAAAUAUGUAUGCAUUGUAUCAUGACGAAUGUUCUAGUUUAAACAAUAAUAAAUAUUUAGCUGAAGUUAAGUGGUUUGGAGUCAAAAAUAAGGUAUUAACAAAAGAAAUUGACGUAGAAUGGUUUUAUCGGAAAAUAGCUAAUUCUUUAAUGUUUCAAUGUGAAACAUUUCAAAUAUCAGGUUGGUCUUUAGAAGAAAUAAUUUGGUUAGAAAUUGUAGUAACCAAAUCUUUAACCGAAAACGAACCAUCUAUAAUUAUCAAUUGUCCUGUUAGCUACAAUAAAAAUUUCAAUCAAUCAAUUCCAGAAGUUCCUAAAAUGCGUUUGGUGCGAUGUCGUCCUUGUGGAGUUUAUAUUAUUCGGGAUAAUUACAGCGAGCACAUAAACACAGUCGUGCAUAAAAAUUCGGCUUCUAAGUACAUCAGUGAUUGGGUAGUGAUUAUAGAUGGCCCUUCUGGAAAUCGCAUAAAAGGCUAUAGAAUAUUAUCAAGAACUCAGUGUGUAUCACUGUCCGAGUUUUUUAGUUCAGUUGAAUCAGAUGUACUAGGUAUUGUUGAUCAAACCUUGUUGGAGUAUUCAGCUGUCAAUAUGAGCGUACAAUUAUUUAGUCAUUACAAUGACAGCAAUAUUAUUUCUAAACAAAGUGAAAAAGGAAAUAUACUACAGUCCAAUGGUUUCAUGGGUAAAGUCAAGUCUUUUAUGAUGUCAAACGAGAUACUUACUCGAACAUCAAGUUUGCUGAACUGGUAUCAAAGUAUGUCCGAAAAUCUUAAAUCACAUAAUGAAGAAAUGUUAUCCAGUGAAACCACGUGGACCUUAGACAGGAUUAUGUUUUUUGAAAUUUAUUUUUAUAAAAAUAGUAUAGAUUCAUAAAGUACUAUUUAAUUUUUAUAUAUUAAUUUUAUGAUAUUUCAAUAGUU
Daktulosphaira vitifoliae (grape phylloxera) is the source of this 1118-nucleotide messenger RNA. RefSeq lists its product as uncharacterized. The record is from RefSeq and is a predicted model, not a curated record. NCBI's taxonomy places the organism in Eukaryota, Metazoa, Arthropoda, Insecta, Hemiptera, Phylloxeridae. The transcript has 5 exons. The annotation marks the transcript as partial.